UUAAAAUCACAGGUAUUCAGGGCAUCAGCUUUCAUAUUUAACCGCGUCAAAGAUCAGACUGACAUCCAGACGGACGAGGAACGAGACGACACACCUGAGUUGGUCCUGUGUCAUUAGGUGAUUUUCCAGUUGUUGAGUGCUGUGAGAGUCAGACAGUCCUGAGCCAUGUGUCCUGUUGUGGGAACUGCCACCCUUCUUCUGCUGGUCCUGAUGUUCAUGUCGGCUUCUGCAGCAUGGGAUCCUAAGAAGACGUGUGAAACAAAAUAUCCGGCCAUACCAUGUAGACACAAGAUCAAUAAUGAAGACUGGUUCCAGAUGGGUGACAACCGCUGUGUGAAGGCGGUCAACAAUGUGGCUGAGCGCUUGAGCUUUUAUGAUGCAGAGGAAACCUGUAACAGCUACAGACAUCGCAACUUUAUGGGUCAUCUGGUGUCAAUCCACAAUGAUCUGGAGCUGCACCAAGCGGCGUGCACCAUGUAUAGAGUUAACCCUAGAAAAGAUCAUUACUGGAUCGGACUCAAACUGCUGGAGAUGACCACUCGUGGUCGUUUUCAAUAUGUUUGGACCGAUGGAACUGAUAAUAAAUUCACUAGAUGGGGCUUUGGCCAGCCAGACUUCAAUUUGCUCAAAGAAGAAUGCAUUGAGAUGAACCACAAGGAGUGGACACUGUGGAACGACGAGCGGUGUGGUCAGCAGAGGUCCUACAUGUGUGCAGUGAGGAUCGCUUAGUUCAGAGUGAACACGAAGAGCUGCUGCAGUUGGACCAGUCAGCUUCACUGUAACCACUGCAAACACAAGCUUUGACAUUUACUGCAAUAAAUGUUCAUCAUCAGCAAA
Messenger RNA from Siniperca chuatsi (mandarin fish), 837 nucleotides. RefSeq names its product C-type lectin BpLec-like. Lineage: Eukaryota; Metazoa; Chordata; Actinopteri; Centrarchiformes; Sinipercidae. Gene Ontology annotation, molecular function: signaling receptor activity. The transcript has 6 exons. The coding region runs from base 166 to 729 and encodes 187 amino acids. The record is from RefSeq and is a predicted model, not a curated record.